Penicillium robsamsonii is the source of this 5451-nucleotide messenger RNA. RefSeq names its product formin sepA. Gene Ontology annotation, molecular function: actin binding; small GTPase binding. Gene Ontology annotation, cellular component: cell division site; mating projection tip. The coding region runs from base 1 to 5451 and encodes 1816 amino acids. The record is from RefSeq and is a predicted model, not a curated record. The transcript is spliced from 2 exons. NCBI's taxonomy places the organism in Eukaryota, Fungi, Ascomycota, Eurotiomycetes, Eurotiales, Aspergillaceae. Gene Ontology annotation, biological process: barbed-end actin filament capping; mitotic actomyosin contractile ring assembly; actin filament bundle assembly.
AUGCCACCGAGUUCACAAGCCGACAAAUCUAGGCAAACAUCGAGCGGAAAGUCAUUCUUCGGACGAAAAUUGUACAAAGAGAAACCUACCGAGGAACGAUACGAUAAUUAUGGAGGGCCCUACGAUAGCCUGGCACCUCCGGGAAGUGCCGCGGGCUCACGCUCGUCCCGCUAUUCGAAGCGGUCUUCGAUUCAAUCUGUCGACAUGACCCAGGAUUUGGACCCAAGCAGUAUCGCACACACCUCGGGCGUCAUCACUUCCAUCCCCUUUGAAAGUCUACCCACCGACACCAGGACCCCGAUUCCCAUCGACAACUCUCGCCCUGGCUCAUCGCGCCACGAGCCCUCGCCCAACCAUCUGGGGAAAUCUGGAGGCGACUACCAUCAAUAUCCGACCGUGACCUCUACCUCUGCGCCAAAUGGGUACGCUUCACAUCCUUCUGGCCCCCGUCCGCCUCCGCACACCUCGAACAGCACCUCAAACAGCACCCUGAGCAGCAGUAACUCCGGCGACCGAGGUGCCAGACCACAACAAUGGGGACGGCCAGGCAGCUCUGCAGCGAAUAGUGGGCCUAAUCACAACUCCUAUUCUAUUGAUUCGUCCUCCAACUCCCGCACUUCCCUCGACCAAGCCAGCAUCUACUCCUCCGUUUCUUCGAACACGCGCGGUUCAAGCUACUUCUCCUCAGAUAAUUCCUCUCGCACUCUCACAACCUCGCAUUCUGGUGACCGCACCAUGUUCCCCAGCUCCAGCUCGGGCCGCUUGUCAAAUGCGGGAUCCUCCCACCAGAUCUCUGUACCGGCCGCUGUCCCCCGGCCACAAGAUAACUACCUCACUCGACCGAGAGAUGACCGUAUUGUGGAUCAGCUGUUUCUAGAGCUGAUGCAGAAGCGAGGAUGGCAGAACCUUCCCGAACAGGCCAAACGGCAGAUGCUGUCGUACCCCGCUUCAAAGAAAUGGACAUUGGUACAUCAGGAUCGCUUGACGGAGUUGCAAGGAGAGCAAAAAAGACGACAAAAUGCGCGACAAACUCAUGGCCACGACGGCUUGUCCGGUUUGCUUGAACGUGCUGAUGAAGAAGGUAGUCCGGAAUGGUAUGUGAAGAAGGUGAUGGAUGAUACCAUUACGUCCAAGCAGCUUGCUAGUCUGAGUGUCAGCUUGCGGACACAGCCAAUCAGUUGGGUGAAAGCCUUUGUUGAAGCCCAAGGUCAAAUUGCUUUAACCAAUGUCCUCUUGAAGAUCAACAGACGAAAAGUCUCUGGUCCUGUCCCGGCACCUCCUACAGGCGAUAAAGAUCUAGACCGGGAAUACGAUAUUGCCAAAUGUCUGAAAGGUCUCAUGAACAACAAGUAUGGCGCAGACGACGCUCUAGAGCAUCAAAAUGUGCUAGUUGCACUCGUCACCUCGCUAUCAUCGCCACGUCUGAAUACUCGGAAACUUGUCAGCGAAGUCCUCACUUUCUUGUGCCACUGGGGUGAUGGACAAGGCCACCAAAAGGUCUUGCAAUCCAUGGACAAAGUCAAAAAUGACCACAACGAAACUGGUCGCUUCGAUGCUUGGAUGCGUAUUGUCGAGGUCACAAUCGACGGUCGUGGAAAGAUGGGAAGUCUGGUCGGUGCGAGUGAAGAGUACCGCAGCGGAGGCAUUGGCAUGGAGAACCUCCUCAUGGAGUACGCGGUCUCAACCAUGAUCCUCAUCAAUAUGCUGGUCGACGGAGCAGAAACGGACCUGCAGCUGCGUUGCCACAUCCGCGCCCAAUUCACGUCAUGUGGAAUUAAGCGUCUGUUGACGAAGAUGGAGGGAUUCCAGUAUGAGGUUAUCGACAAGCAAAUCGAGCGGUUCCGCGAGAACGAGGCCAUCGAUUACGAGGACCUCCUCCAGCGGGAGGGCAGCAGCAUGAAGGAUAGUAUCGAAGGCGAAGUCAAGGACAUGAGCGAUCCUAUGCAAAUCGUCGAUGCAAUCACGUCCAAGAUCAACGGCAGCCGGUCCCACGACUACUUCCUCUCAGCUAUGCAACACAUGCUCCUCAUCAGGGAGAACUCUGGCGAGGAAGGGCUCCGUAUGUUCCAGUUGGUAGAUGCUAUGCUGAGCUAUGUGGCCAUGGACCGUAGGCUGCCUGACCUUGAUCUCCGACAGGGUCUCACUUUCACUGUACAGAGUCUGUUAGAUCGGCUGCACACCGAUGCUGAGGCAAGACGGGUCUAUGACGAGUCUCUCGAGGCCCGGCAGAUCGCCGAGGCUGCCAUUGCUGAGCGCGAUGAGAUGCGAGCGCAGGUUGAGCUUGGCGCAGAUGGCCUAGUCUUGAAAUUGCAAAAGCAAAUCGAUGAACAGGCUGGUAUUAUUGAGCUGCAACAAAGGCAAAAUGAAUCUUUCAAGGCCGAGGUUGCAGAAGUACAACGGCUACGUGCUCAGGAAUUGCAGCGCAAUGAGCUGGAAACCCGAGAACUAUACCUUAUGCUUCGAGACGCCCAGGAUAUUGCCGCCUCAAAUGCCCGAAAGGCCAAUAACCCUGAGACGGCGGAGGCCGCAGAUCCAUCCCAGAUGCCUGGUAUCAUGGAUCGCGAAAAACUCAUGGAACGUCUGGAACGCCAGCUCGAGCGGACCAAGACCCAGUUCAAGCUCGAGGGCAAGGUCUGGGGCCAGCAUGGACCAUCUGACCGACUCCGUGAGCUGCGCGAGAAGAUGGAAGGCGAAGCGGAUGACAGUGAGGACUUUGCUGAAGCUACCCGCCGAAACCUCGACCCUGGUUCUUUGGGAUCUGUUUACCGCAAGCGCAGCAAUAUUCCUACGAUGGACUCGACUCUGGAAGACGUGGAGGACAUCCCGGUGGAUAGUAAUGGCGAGCCGAUGUACGAGAAGCCUCGUCUGGUGGAAAUGCACCGCCCUCGUUUGAAUCCCGCCCAGGCUACCGGCUUGCUAGGCGAGAUUGCUUCCAAGGUUCCUAAGUUCGAUGCCGAAGAUUCCGAUGCCGUUGAAGGGGAACACGUACUAGAAGACAAUAAAGCUGCUGCAAAGGCUAUGCCGCCUCCUCCUCCUCCAGGUGGUAAGAUUGUUCCGCCGCCGCCGCCGCCGGGAGUUAUGGCUCUUCCCCCACCUCCACCGCCAGGAGGCAAGAUUCUCCCUCCUCCGCCUCCACCAGGGGGCUUGGCUCUUCCCCCGCCGCCUCCCCCGGGUGGAAGGGUUGGUAUGCCUCCUCCCCCACCGCCUGGCGGAAUGACUCUCCCACCGCCGCCUCCACCAGGUGGCGCCAAGGGUGUUCCUGGACUGCCGCCUCCACCUCCACCCCCAGGUGGGAGAGUUGGAUUGCCUCCGCCGCCGCCUCCAGGUGGUGGUGGAUUUGCUCCUCCCCCUCCUCCCCCUAUCCCUGGAGCCAAGGGCUUGAUGAUCCCCCCGCCUCCACCCCCUAGCGGUGCUUUAGGUGCAGGCUGGAGACCGACAUACAUGGUUGGAGAUGUUUCGCCAUCUACAAUCCACAUGCCAUCCAUUCGACCCAAGAAAAAGCUCAAGGCUCUGCACUGGGACAAGGUCGAUACUCCUCAAGUGACUGUUUGGGCUGCUCAUGCACCGACUGCUGAGCAGAAGGAAGAGAAAUAUACCGAUCUUGCUAAGAAGGGUGUAUUGGAUGAGGUUGAGCGAUUGUUCAUGGCCAAGGAAACGAAGAUAUUUGGAGCCAGCACUGGUGCGAAGCAGCGCACGGCCAAGAAACAGAUUAUCUCGAACGAUCUAUCCAAGAACUUCCAGAUUGCUCUGUCUAAAUUCUCUCAAUACCCGGCCGAGGAGGUGACUCGCAUGAUCAUCCACUGUGACAAGGAGAUCCUGGAUAAUAAUGUCGUUAUGGACUUCUUACAAAGAGACGAAAUGUGCAGUAUACCAGAGAACGUCGCAAAGCUUAUGGCACCAUAUAGUAUGGAUUGGACGGGCCCUGGCGCCGCUAGUACCGAGCGUGAACAGGAUCCCUCCGAGAUCACCCGCGAGGAUCAGAUCUAUCUUUACACUGCAUUUGAGCUAAAUCACUACUGGAAAGCAAGAAACAGAGCGCUUGCUCUGACUCGCACCUACGAACCAGAGUACGAGCACAUCUCCACAAGGCUACAAGAAGUCGCACGAGUCAGCGAGUCCUUGCGAGACUCUGUGUCAUUGAUGAACGUGCUCGGUCUGAUUCUUGACAUUGGAAACUUCAUGAACGACGCCAACAAGCAGGCCCAGGGUUUCAAGCUGAGCUCCCUCGCCCGGCUGGGUAUGGUGAAGGAUGACAAGAAUGAGACCACCUUUGCUGAUCUGGUUGAGCGUAUCGUGCGCAACCAGUACCCAGAAUGGGAGGGUUUCCUUGACGAGAUCAGCGGUGUCAUUGGCCUGCAGAAGGUUAAUGUCGAUCAGCUCCGCUCUGACGCCGUCAAGUACAUUAGCAACAUUAAGAACGUACAGUCGAGCUUGGACGCCGGUAACCUGAGUGAUCCUAAGAGGUUCCACCCCCAGGAUCGUGUCAGCCAAGUCGUCCAGCGAUCCAUGAAGGAUGCUAGACGGAAGGCUGAGCAGCUGCAGCUCUACCUGGAUGAGAUGGUCAAGGCUUAUGACGAUAUCAUGGUCUUCUACGGCGAAGACAACGCAGACGAGAAUGCUAGACGAGAGUUCUUUGCUAAGUUGAGCGCGUUCUUGAUCGAGUGGAAGAAGUCUAGAGAGAAGAACACGUCUCUAGAGGAAUCCAGAAGGCGCACAGAAGCAUCUCUCGCCCGUAAGCGAAUCAAUGCCAACCUCGCCAACAACACUCCCACUGCAGAGGCAGCGCAGUCGCCUGCUUCAAGUGGUGCCAUGGACUCGUUACUCGAGAAGUUGCGUGCUGCAGCGCCUCAAGCCAAGGAUCAACGAGACCGCCGCCGUCGUGCUCGUCUAAAGGAGCGGCAUAACGUCCGCGUAACUUCAGGCUCCAAGCCACCUCCUGAUUCGGGCGAGGCGGAAGAAGGCGAAGAAGGGGCUGAAAAAACAGCCAGUGGCGAAAUCAAUGACGAGAGCGGUCUUCUCAGCCCUCCAAUAAUCGCAGAAGAAGAUGGAAAGCAGGAAGGUCAAGUGUCUGAAGGCGAAGACGUUGCCGAUCGUGCUGCCAGCAUGCUUCUCGGCCUGAGAAGUAAUUCCGAUUCAGGCAGUGGCGAGCGCCAGAGACGGAGAAGAGAAAGCGCAGACGAAGAGCGUCGUAAUCGCCGCAUGAGACGCCGCAAUCCCGCUACAAGCGGGAGCAAAGAUAGCGCGGAUGGCUCUAGUGGCCUUGCUACAGUUCAAGAGCCUGCUUCUCCGCAGGCAGACUCGAUGGUUACAGACGACCAACAACUCCCCAGCCCACCCAACGAGUCUCAACCUCCGCCUUCAAUUGUUGUAUCAGAGCAAGACGCUUCUUGCUCACAUGAUCCCUCAAUUGACGGUUCUUCUCCCCCCAAACCAACUGAUUUGUCGGAUUGA